AUGAGUCCCACACAAGGCGACCAAGCAUCCACCAACAGAAUUGGCAGCACGCCAGCACAGCGUCAUGUCAUCUCCGCUGCUCAAGCACAGGGUGUCCUGAAUGCUGCUGCAAAGCACGCCGAGACCGUCACCCCGCAGUGCAUUGCCAUUUGCGACCCCUCUGGCCUUCUGGUCUCAUUCUUGCGCAUGGACAAUGCCUACCCCGGCAGCAUUGAUUUGGCUAUCAAGAAGGCUCGUACCACAGUGCUGUUCAACGGACUGCCCAGCGGUGUUGUCUAUGAUCUCGCACAGCCUGGUGCCCCAUUUUACGGGAUCCAGGAGACCAAUGGCGGUCUGGUGAUCUUCGGUGGCAGCUUGCCUCUCUACAAGGACGACUUCCUUCUGGGCUCGAUCGGCGUCAGUGGAGGCUCUCCCGACCAAGAUCUCGAGGUCGCACAGGCUGGUGUCGACUGGUUGACAAAGUCCGAGUAG
Molecule: messenger RNA, 471 nt
Organism: Aureobasidium namibiae CBS 147.97
Lineage: Eukaryota; Fungi; Ascomycota; Dothideomycetes; Dothideales; Saccotheciaceae
Product: DUF336-domain-containing protein
Exons: 3
Coding region: 1-471 (156 amino acids)
Source: RefSeq, a predicted model, not a curated record